AUAUACAAUUCUUAGGACACGAAAUCAGCAGCGAGGGCAUCAAACCUUUACCUGACAAGAUGGCCAGAAGCGAUUCCACUUCCCAACAUGAACGCACAAACUGUGGCUGCAGCAUUUCUCGACGGUUGGGUGGCACGUUUCGGCACGCCCGCCAUCAUUACCACUGACCAGGGUAAACAAUUCGAGGCCAGCCUGUUUCAAGCGCUUUCGAAAUUUCUCGGCAGCAUAAAGACCAGAACAUCUCCUUAUCAUCCAGCAUCCAACGGCAUCGUUGAGAGGUGGCACCGCACAUUGAAAACAGCUAUAACUUGCCACGAGGAUGGAAGACAAUGGUUGGAUCUGUUACCUACUGUACUCCUCGGCCUGCGCACAAGCCUGAAAGAGGAUUUGAAGUGUUCUCCUGCUGAGCUAGUCUACGGUGUACCAUUACGAAUUCCCGGAGAAUUCCUUGAGAACUUAGACCCCACAGAAGACUCAGAGACCUUCAUCAUAGCCCUUCGCAAACGCAUGCGUCAACUCUGUCCACAACCAACACAACAUCACGGAAGGCGAACACCCUUCAGACAACAACAAUUAGAGCAGGCCACUCAUGUUUUCGUCAGGGUAGACGGCAUCCGAAAACCACUCCAACAUCCUUACACUGGACCUCAUGAAGUGAUCCGUAGGGAAAGUGAGCACGUGUAUGUAAUACAUAUCAACGGCCGGGAGGUCGCUACAUCUACAGAGAGACUAAAACCCGCUUUUCUACCCGAUCCAGAGAGAACAGUUACACCACCACACAGGAAGCAACACAGAGCGCAGCAAUAUCACCUAAUACUUCAGAAGUUUGUAGUAAACCUAAAAAGAAG
This is a messenger RNA of Trachymyrmex cornetzi, 848 nucleotides long. RefSeq lists its product as uncharacterized. Gene Ontology annotation, biological process: DNA integration. Gene Ontology annotation, molecular function: nucleic acid binding. The transcript has 2 exons. The annotation marks the transcript as partial. Lineage: Eukaryota; Metazoa; Arthropoda; Insecta; Hymenoptera; Formicidae. The record is from RefSeq and is a predicted model, not a curated record.